This is a messenger RNA of Oenanthe melanoleuca, 459 nucleotides long. RefSeq lists its product as uncharacterized. The record is from RefSeq and is a predicted model, not a curated record. The coding region runs from base 1 to 459 and encodes 152 amino acids. NCBI's taxonomy places the organism in Eukaryota, Metazoa, Chordata, Aves, Passeriformes, Muscicapidae. The transcript has a single exon.
AUGGUGACAAUGACGAUGAUGAUGACAAUGAUUAUGACAAUGAUAAUGAUGAUGACAAUUAUAACCGUGAUAAUAAUGACAAUAAUGAUGAUGAUGAUGAUGAAAACUAUGUCAAUGAUGAUGACAAUUACAGUGAUGAUGAUGAUGAUGGACAAUGAUGAUGGUGACAAUGACGAUGACGACGAUGAUGAUUACAACAAUGAUGAUAAUGGUAAUGACAAAGACAAUUAUAACAAUUCUAAUAAUAAUGACAAUAAUGAUGAUGAUGAUGAUGAUGAUGAUGAUGAUGAUGAUGACGAUAACGAUGAUGAUGAUGAUGAUGAUGAUGAUGAUGAUGAUGACGAUGAUGAUGAUGAUGAUGAUGAUGACCAGCCCAUAAAACCCCCAGGGGAGCAGGGAGUGUCCCCAGGUGAAUGGGGAUCCCUGGGGAUGGGUGAGAUCCCUGUGCGAGAUCCCUGA